AUGUCUGCUCCUCUCCGUACUCUUGGCCGAGAUGGUCCUCAAGUUAAUGCUGUGGGCCUUGGCCUCAUGAGCAUUGGCGGUGUCUACGGAAAAGCAGGCUCCCUCGACGAGACAGUAGCCUUUCUUGAUCAUGCCCAUUCCACCGGCCAACGAUUCUGGGAUACCGCCGAUGUCUAUGGCGAAAGCGAAGAUAUUAUCGGCGAAUGGUUCAAGCGAUCUGGCAAACGGAGCGACAUCUUCCUUGCCACCAAGUUUGCGCUAACGUUCACCGCCACCGGCAUCGAAGUCCGAUCUGACCCUGAGUAUAUCAAGGCUGCUUGUGAGAAGAGCUUGAAGAGACUUGGUAUUGAGACCAUUGACCUGUACUAUUGUCACCGUGUGGAUGGAAAGACUCCCAUUGAAAAGACCAUUGAGGCGAUGGUUGAAUUGAAGAAUAAGGGAAAGAUCAGAUAUCUUGGAUUGUCCGAGUGCUCAGCUGCAACUCUGCGUCGCGCUCAUGCUGUUCACCCCAUCAGUGCCUACCAGGUGGAAUACAGUCCCUUUGCUCUUGAUAUCGAGAGCAAAACCACCGACGUACUUAACACCUGCCGCGAUUUGGGAAUCGCCGUGAUUGCUUAUAGUCCGAUUGGACGCGGUAUCUUGUCUGGCGAGAUCAAGUCAUCCGCCGACAUUCCCGAUGGCGAUUUCCGCCAAAUGCUACCCAAGUAUUCCCAGGAGAAUUUCCCUCAGAUCUUGAGCUUGGUAGAAGGAUUGCAGGGUAUUGCCAAGGCCCAUGACAGCACCACGGCCCAGGUUGCUCUCGCAUGGUUGCUGGCUCAGGGUCCGGACAUCAUCCCCAUUCCCGGAACUAAGUCGACAUCUCGAAUGGACGAGAAUGCCGCUUCUGCUCUGCUCAAAUUGAGCGAUAAGGAAGUGUUGGAAAUACGUGAGCUUGUUGAGCGCACUGAGAUCCCUGGUGCUCGUUAUCCGGAAGUGCUGAACGGAGCUACUUUAGCCGAUACUCCGGCAUUAUGA
Messenger RNA from Penicillium maclennaniae, 1014 nucleotides. RefSeq names its product aldo/keto reductase. Lineage: Eukaryota; Fungi; Ascomycota; Eurotiomycetes; Eurotiales; Aspergillaceae. Gene Ontology annotation, cellular component: cytoplasm. The record is from RefSeq and is a predicted model, not a curated record. The transcript is spliced from 3 exons. The coding region runs from base 1 to 1014 and encodes 337 amino acids.